UAACGGGGGUCUAGAAGGCUGAUAGCAUUUACAGCCGUAUGCAAUAUAUCGGGAAUAAAAAUUGUAAACUAGACGGAUUAGUAUUUUAGUUUAGUUUGUUGUUUUCCGCCACAUGGAGUUUUAAAGCCUAAAUGGUAAACUGUUAACCAUUUACUUUAAUUAAAACAGAUGGUAUUUUUCUCGUGCAAUGGUUGUGGCGAUUCUCUGAAGAAAAACCAAGUAGAAAAACAUUACUCAACGAAAUGUCGGCAAGCCAAGUCACUGUCCUGUAUAGAUUGCAGCAAAGAGUUCUGGGGCCAGGAGUACAAUAACCACACAAAAUGUAUAUCUGAGGAAGAGAAAUACUCAGGCAAGAACUAUGUACCAAAGGCAGGGGCCAACAAAGGGGAACAGAAACAGAAUCAGUGGUUAGAGCAAGUACAAGCUGCCAUUGACAAUGCACGUUCUGACAAGAAUGUUCUGCACCUGUUGAACCAAAUCAAAGACUACCCCAACAUCCCAAGGAAACAGGCCAAGUUUAAGAAUUUCCUGAAAAAUUCCAUGCGUGUUCAUAAGGACUCACUGAUAAACCAAGCCUGGGACCUUAUUAUGAAUCAUACAUUGCAGUCCAAUGCAGCAAAGGCGCAAUCAGAAGAACCCAAACCAGUGAAUGGCAAUCAUCCACCACAGUCCAAAGAUGAGACAGAAAAGGAGCAGAAAGAGCAGAGGAAAAAAGACAGGAAAGAAGAGAGAAAGAGGAAGAGACAAACAGAAGAAAAUGGAGGUGAAAAGGAGGAGGAUAAAUGUAAGAAGAAAAAGAAAAGAAAGAGAGAAGAGUGUGAAGAGGUGGUAGCUAAUGGUGAUGUGGAGUCCAAAAGGCCAGCACUAGAUGUCAGUCAAGAUAAUGAUGAAGAGGAAAAUGAUCCGGUGGAUGUGGAAAGCAGCAAAUCAAAGCUUAAAUUUGAUUGGGAGGAAGUCAUCACUGAUGUCUUAAGGAAGACAGGAGAAAUUCCAAUAAAAAAACUGAGAAAAAAGGUUUUGGCUGAGUAUGCCUCUGUUAAAGGGGAGCCCAGAUCAGAAGAGAAAAUCUUGGCUAAGUUCAACAGAAAGGUCAACAAAAACCCAAAGUUCAAAGUUCACAAAGAGAGAGUAAAAUUAAAGGAGUGAUGUGUGAUAAAUGUAAAUAUUUUAUAUGUUCUCGUUUGUUAUUGCAUUCAAAAUACUAAGUGAACUGUUGUUGAUCCUAUACUUUUAAAUGUAAAACAUUUGUUUAUGUUUAUGAACAUACAGUAUAUAUGUAAAACAUUUGUUUAUGUUUAUGAACAUACAGUAGAAGAUGCAACAUCAAUAAAUGGAACUAAAAGGAAA
Molecule: messenger RNA, 1347 nt
Organism: Ostrea edulis (European flat oyster)
Lineage: Eukaryota; Metazoa; Mollusca; Bivalvia; Ostreida; Ostreidae
Product: cell growth-regulating nucleolar protein-like
Exons: 8
Coding region: 169-1146 (325 amino acids)
Biological process (GO): negative regulation of transcription by RNA polymerase II; rRNA processing
Cellular component (GO): nucleolus
Molecular function (GO): DNA binding
Source: RefSeq, a predicted model, not a curated record